CGAUUGAGCGUCAUCUUCCUAUACUACCGACUGUUUUCGGUGAAGAGAUGGCUUAGUUAUACACUCAUCUGCAUCGGAUCAUUGUCUGUAGGAUGGCUACUGUCCAUGUUUUUUGGCACCAUCUUCGUCUGCACCCCUGUGAAGGCAGCUUUCGAUAUAACUGUGAGAGGGAAAUGCCUGAAUGCGGAGGUGGUUUACCUAUGGACGAACUCGAUCGAUUUGGUCUUUGACGCUAUACUAUUAUGUCUACCAAUCUCAGUAAUCUUGAAACUGUCAUUGCCGACAGAGGAGAAGGUUGGUGUCGCUGUAAUUUUCCUGACUGGU
Molecule: messenger RNA, 324 nt
Organism: Lindgomyces ingoldianus
Lineage: Eukaryota; Fungi; Ascomycota; Dothideomycetes; Pleosporales; Lindgomycetaceae
Exons: 1
Source: RefSeq, a predicted model, not a curated record